AACAAAAGCAAGCUUCGUUUUUCCGUUUUUCUUUUUUGGCCCUUUAUGAAAAUAAAAACUGUCCUCAAGAUGAGCAAAUCAAAGCGUUCUAGCAAUCAUCAAUCUAUCCGAGUAGCGAAAUCUCUUUAUCCUUCCAGCCAAAGAUAUAGAUCCAAUCCAUAUAGUAUAUUUGCCAAAAAAGGAAAUGCAGUUACAUUGAUUCGCUUUUAUGCAGGACACGAGUGCCUAUGGAAUCGUGAGAGCGAAGACUACUUUAACCAAAACAAGAAACAAGCUCUUUGGGAAUGGAUUGCUCGACAAUUUGGCGGAAAACUGACCAGACACCAGGUGGAAUAUGAGGCAAAGUUUCUACACAAACAAGCUUUGCAGGAACUAAAUAGGAUACAUAGAUGUCAGGAAAACGGAUUGCCCGGAAAAUCUAACUUUGACCUUCUGAAUGAAUUCUGGUUCCUUAUGCCAAAUGCACAGUUGAAGGAGAGCUGUUUAGGAUUUUGUCAAAGUACGGCGGAAAAUAAUCUCCAAACCAAAAACAACACACAGGGCGAGGAUGAUUUAACGGUAUUUUGCAAUAGACUAAGGGAAGAACUUUCUCAACUUCCGUCAUAUAUUCGUUUGCAUACCCAAAAGAAGAUCCUUUUGAUAAUGCAAAGGUCAAAAGGAGGAGUUGAUCGUGAUUAUCAGACCGUACCGGAUCAAAUAGUUCCUGAACCUUCAAAAAAAUUUGUUAGCUGGAACUUGGCAUCGAAUUUAUGAAGCUCGCUGACUAGUUGGCAAAGUAUAUCCUGUCAAAAUUAAUUAUGUAAAACAAUGUCCCACUCUAGUUUCAUGGGCAGCAUGAAGAAGAACUACAACAGUCUGAUCCAUAUAUUCUCAAAAUCCGAUUCCGACACUGAGAGAAUCCCUCAGAGACCCAAUGCAUUCAAUGUGAAGUUGAAUCGAAGGCUCAAAUUUCCUUUCCUGCUCGCACAAAAGGAAGUGGUGUCUCAAUUGAUAGACCUUUAUCGCCAGAACGAAUGUCUAUGGAAUCCAAACUGUCCGGAUUAUAAGAGCGCAGAGUAUCAGGAGCAAGUCUGGCGCAAUAUAGCCAUGGCAAUAGAUGUCAACAUGCCAGUGGUUGAGGUGAAGCGGAAGGUGCAAGUUCUAAGAAAUAAGUGGGAAGCUUUAAAGGAGUCUCCGUUGCCCAAAAUGCUGCAUUUUCCGGAUUUCGCGUUUUUAACGGAUGAAAGCAAUGGACAAAAGGAUCGCAUGGGAUCUGGCAGUGAUAAAACAAACUCUGAAUCUAAAAUAUUGGUCUUAACUGAAAACCAGGAGCUGGAACAUAAUAAUAAGGCCCAGCACAUUGCCAAUCUGUGUGAGGUAAUUCGGAUUGACUUGGAGCAGUUCAGUGAUGAAUUGUUUUUCGAGGCCAAGUGGAAAAUCCUUGAUGUCUUGCGGGACACACAACUAAAACAAUUGCGUUUAUUUCGCGACAACGAAGGGACAAAUGCAGAUGACUCAAAUACAAGCAGCCUAUAAAAAUUCAACCCAAAUAAAGUAAUCCGACUGAUGCAAACUGAUUAA
Messenger RNA from Drosophila ananassae, 1560 nucleotides. RefSeq lists its product as uncharacterized. The transcript has 3 exons. The record is from RefSeq and is a predicted model, not a curated record. Bases 808 to 1515 code for a protein of 235 amino acids. Lineage: Eukaryota; Metazoa; Arthropoda; Insecta; Diptera; Drosophilidae.